Messenger RNA from Microstroma glucosiphilum, 3105 nucleotides. RefSeq lists its product as hypothetical. The annotation marks the transcript as partial. The transcript has a single exon. The record is from RefSeq and is a predicted model, not a curated record. NCBI's taxonomy places the organism in Eukaryota, Fungi, Basidiomycota, Exobasidiomycetes, Microstromatales, Microstromataceae.
UGGCCCCAUGUCAAGCUCUUGGCCCCGGGCCUGGCCGCUGCCUUCGUGCUCACAGCGCUCACGGUGGUGCGCCCGGUCAUUGAACGUAUCGGUCCGCAAGCUUUCCUAAUGGCUCCGAAUCUCUACCUCUUUGUAUACCCGGGUAGGGUAACCGUUGGACAACACUUCGAAUCAGUCUGCCUUUGCCUUCUCGGUGGCUUCCUCGGCCUAGGUAUUUCAUUCCUUGCAGUAUGCGGAACCGUGUGGAUUCAGGGGGAAGGCGUCGCUGAAUACACUGAUCCGAAGGCCAGAGCAGUAUCCGUGUGUACGCUCCUUGCUCUGACGUUCAUCGGUGGCUGGGGAUCGUCCUCGUAUCCGAGGUUCAGAGUGGCUGCGAGGGCUCUCCUUCUCUUUGCGAGCUGGGUUCUCACCACAGGCGCUGCUAGCAUCAAUUACGAUCUUGUUUCUGGUUACUGGUACGGCCUCUGCGUAACAGCAGGCGUAUCCCUCUUCGCGAAAGUUCUUGUCUUCCCGACUACAGCCAGUCGCAGUGUCAACACUCUCUUGCGCGAGAACCUCGAGGCGACGUGUGACUUCGUCAAUUUGGCACUGCGAGACUUCUUCGGUGGAUCCGCGGAGACGUCCAACAAGCUACGCAGUGCUCGAAGCCGACUCUCUACAACGGCAACUAAACUGCCGGGAGCCUUCGAACAAGCUAGCCAUGAGUUCCACCAGGGUCGUGUGGCCAUGUCGACCUAUCACGAUUUGGCCAGUCCCAUGAAGCGAAUCAAAGGCUGGACAGCGGCAGGCAUGGGUAUACCAUCAUUGACCGAAUCGACUGAUCACGGUGAACGCAAUGGUCAUCCCGGAAAGCAAAGCGAACUCGUUCAAGACUGCGAGACAAAUGGGACAGAGGUAGACAGCGAGGCCGACUUGCCUUCACCUUCCUCCGUUUUCCAGCCGCAUGUCACUGCUCUUGCACUAGAAGUAGAGCGGUCGUUCCGAAUGGUUCAGAGCGUUAUUGAGCUCAUUGAAGCCUCAGAGAGGUUCGAUCUCCUUGUCUGGCUAGGCUUUCGGAGGGCGGAAGGCCUCUGGGAAAGGGCAAAUCUCCCAGCAACCCGCGAGGCCUCCAAUACGGGUCUCCCUACGCCUGCUCUUGUGCAGCAGAGACAAAGACUCUCCGAAGCCAUCUCUGCUUUCACCCACUCCCUUGAAGCAGCUCUUGAGACCUUGCGCACUGAACAGUCACAAGCAGAGACCUCAGCCCGCAUUCGCCCUGGUCAGGUGUCCAACCUGUGGGAAGACUCGAUGUACGAAACUGCCUUCUUCAUGGUUUCAAUGGCCGAAAUAGCACGAGAAGCAGAGCGUUGCUUGAAGGCUUCGCAGCGCCAUGUAUCGAUCUGGCAGGCGAGUCCUCAUCGACGCAUUUUUAGACCAGCCGUCCGAUGGUCAAAGUGGCUGGCCCGGACGAGCUACGCAGCUGCAGACGAACCCAAUCUGCUCUCUGAGCAAGAGGGUGUAUCGCUUGCCAGCGCUCUUGCCGGGGCCGAAACGGAGGGCGAGCUCUUCCACCGCAUUUUCACUGAUGGUGGUAAGACCAAGUCUCAAUCCACUCCGCAUCUGCCUUCGCGUAGCAACGUGCUACGUCGGCUCUGGCGUGUUCCUGACGUCGUGAAAGCUCGUCUGGCUAUCUCAUUCUUCAUCCUAUCGCUGCGGAGGAACCGACAUGCUCGCUUCGGUAUGAAGCUCGCCAUUGGCGUCGUUCUGCUGAGUCUUCCAGCAUGGAUCCCAGAAGCCAGGACAUGGUACGGUCCUCAACGAGGAGUCUGGUCUCUUCUGAGUUACAUCUGGGUCUUCGAAGCGACGUCUGCUGCGACUCUUCGGUUGGCUUCUCUCAGGCUCGUGGGGACCAUCUCGGGUGUGAUACUGGGCUUGGCAGCCUUCGAGAUCUCGAGAAGGAAUCCAUACGCCCUCACCUUCGUCCAGACGCUCUUCCUGGCCCCUUCUGCCUAUUUCAUCACGGAAAGCAAACACCCAGCUUUAGGUCUCAUCAUUGGCGCUGCAUUGUCGCUAGUGACAGGUGUUGCAUACGUGACGCCGAUAGUGCCGAGUGGAGAGGUGUCCACCUCAUCUGCUCCGACUGUCGCUCUCACCCGAGGCUGCGAAGUUGUCGUAGGAAUCGUAGCUGCCGUGAUCAUCAACCUGAGCCUGUGGCCCUAUCACGCCAGGGUGGAGUGCGUUGCCACCCUAUCUGAGGCCAGCACCAAGAUGAACCUGUUCUACACCUCUUUGGCUAGACAGAUGCUGCAGGCCGGUCUCCUAGCGACCGACUCUAUUCAAGAGCGAUUCGAAAAGAUGGAGACUGCUCUGGUGAAGAGGCUUGCCUUUGCUCGCACCCUCAUCGAUGUCAUGAGCGCCGAAGUCUCUCUAGUGGUCAAGCCGAUUACUGAGCUGACUAGCAUUGCAGGCCGUUUGGAGAACAUCGUCAGUCUGCUAUCAGCAUUGCGUCAAUGCCGCGAGCGCGGACUGCAGAGUAACCACACAGCAGCAGUCAUGAACACUUUUCACGAGCGGCAGAAUGUGGUGAGCGCCGUCUCCCUUUCGUUCUGGGCCGUAGCGCAAGCUCUAGCAACCAAAGCUCCUCUGCCGCAGUUUCUGCCUUCGCCACGAGCAGCUCUGAAUGCUCUGACAUCUGCUCUUCAGGAAGCCCUGCUGGACGAAGAGCUCAAGCUGUCGGACCUUCCUGGUAGCAGUCGAGAGGUGUCUGGCGGGGAGAGGUUUGUGCCGCAAGCAUACUACGCCUUGAUGAGGGCCGGGGAGCAUCUGCAAUGGAGAGGAAGGAACGGAUCCCCUAGUCGGAGCGGCACCUCGACCCCUCUGAGGUCGCAGCAGCACAAUCAGAGCAAGGUUGCUCCUCACACCGCAUCCCAUGUCUCCCAGACACCUCACGAUGUACCUAGCGCACCUUCUCCGAGGACGCCUCGCGAUGGCGUGAGCCACAUCAACCGUGCCCGCUUCUGGGUCAUGGCAGAGCAAUCGCUUCUGGCUCACAUCGUCACGGAGAUCGAGCACCUGCUGGAUGAGACGCGCAACCUGUGCGGCGAAGUCACUUUUGUCGCCGUAGAG